This is a messenger RNA of Eruca vesicaria subsp. sativa (arugula), 1089 nucleotides long. The record is from the annotation of a GenBank genome assembly. Lineage: Eukaryota; Viridiplantae; Streptophyta; Magnoliopsida; Brassicales; Brassicaceae.
AUGGAAUCGUUGGAGAAGGAAAAGACGGAGGCAAGUACACGUGUGGAGUUCUUGCAAGAUGAGAACAGAGACUUGAAGGUCUUGUUAAGGGCUGCUUUGUCUGAGAAACAAGCUGUAGAGAAGCAGUUGAAAGAGAUGAAUGAGCAGAAGAGAUCAUCGUUGCUGCAAAUCGCAGGACGAGGAUUACAAAGCAUAGGGUUUGGUUUUGGGUUUAGGGAGACAGUACAGGAAAGCUCAGAAACAGGAAAUCUCAUCAAGGAUGAGCAAGAAGAAGAGGAAGAUGAUGAGGAUAGUAUGGUGGUAGCAAUAGAGAAAACAAUGAAGAAUCUACGGAAAGAGAUCUCUCAGCUCAAGCUCUCAUUGCAGGAAUCAAGGUUAGAAGAAGCACGGUUGAAGAAAAUUACAGAGGAACAAGCUCAGACAAUUGAAGAGAACAAGAUGAAUAUCGACAAGCUGCAAAACCGAGAGAGACUUCUAUCUCAAAACGUGGAAGAGCUAUUAAAGGCAAUAAGAGAAGCUGAAUCAGAAGCAAGUAGAUGGAGAGAAGCUUGUGAGCUUGAAGUUGAAGCAGGACAGCGCGAAGUCGAAGAAUGCAAUGAACUCAUAGAGGUUUUGAAGGCUGAGGUUGAGAAGUUGAGAUCAGCAUUAUUAAUAUCAGAAGGGAAACUAAAACUGAAAGAAGAAUUGGCUAAAGCCGCAAUGACAGCAGAAGAAGCAGCUGAGAGAUCGCUGCGAUUGUCUGAGAGAAGAAUAGCUGAACUUCUCAACCGCAUUGAACAUCAAUACCGCCAACUGGAAGAAGCAGAAUCUUCAGAACGCAGACGCAGGAAGGUUAGGUAUGCUUGUUGUUGGCCGUUGUGGCGUUUCCCUGCCGCUGCUGCUUCUGCUGUGACUGGUACUGACAGUUCUUCAUGUAUAAGCAAUAGAGCAUUGUUACGAUAUGGUGCUUGAUCUAGUAGUGUUUGCACAAGAGAUGUGUAUAGUAAAUAUAGUAUGGCCAUAGAGUUGGUAUUUAUAUUGUAUAAGAAAGACACAUUAUGUUGAAUCCAUAACUAUCUUUUAGCUUGUGCAGAUAAAACUGUCAAAUCC